Ostertagia ostertagi is the source of this 915-nucleotide messenger RNA. Lineage: Eukaryota; Metazoa; Nematoda; Chromadorea; Rhabditida; Trichostrongylidae. The record is from the annotation of a GenBank genome assembly.
AUGGUGCCAUAUUGCCCUGAUCGCUUGUGCAUUGGCGCGCAUUCGGAGGUGGUUUCGAAUGUUGCUGACGCAAAAGGUGAUAGUGAUGACAGCAGUGAGGAAAACCUUGGUCCAGAUGGUGGCACUUCUGACUCUGAAGAACUAGUUAAGGAUGAUAACGACCAACAUCUUGAUUUCGAUAUCGAAGCAUUUCCUAUGGAAGGUGAUGAUCGUGAUGGAGUUAUUAAUAUGCUCACGCAGGUAUUCCUGAAAGCUGAUGUUGACCUAGGUUCACUUGCGGAUGCGAUUAUUGCACAAAGCCCUUUUGGAUUAGUGAUCGGGCCAGCGGAAGACCAAAGUGACGAAGACAAUGCGAAUGUUGUAUAUGGGCUUUUGUCUAUUGCUAAACUUAAUCCUGUAAAGAAUGGCACUUCGAAAUACGCCAAAGAAGUGCUCGAUUUCAUAGAAGAGAAGUCAAGAAAAUUCGCUUUGAAGAGUUUCCGUGAUGCUUUUGGGGAAGCCAGGCCCAUCGCCUCGGACUUUUUAUUAACGAACGAAUGCUCAAUUUCCCCACUCAAAUCGUCACACCUUCCUUCAAAAGUAUUCAAAGCAAGCACACCUUCACUUAAAACGUCUGACGCGAAAACUUCCAAAAAGAAAAAGAUGGGCAAAGCUGAAAAGAAAAGAAUGGCCAUACAACAACUUUCGCGUGCAGAUGUAAUUUAUGACGAUAUUGAAGAUGAAAUCUUAACAAAGGUGAAUGAAGGUGAGGCGCACUUCUUUGACUAUCCCGUUCAUAGCGAGGUGGAAAGUACGAGCAAGUUUCAUACAUUGGUGAAGGAUGGAAAGGCCUACAAGCCGUAUCGGAGAGUCAUAAUCAUGGAUAUCAAAAGGUUCAACGCGUUUCUUGAGCAGGUUAUCAACAGUGAUCUUUAG